CUGCAGCAACGAUGUCCUUCGCCCGCCAGCCAACACGCAAACAACUGCUCGAGUCCGCACAGGCUCUCUGUGCUGCGUUUGCCGCAAAGGCGGACGUCGGCACCCUCCUCGCUCACUUCUCGUCGACCCAUCAGAUUUCGGCACUCGAGCACGGUCUUCCCGUCCUCGCCCCCUUCCUCGGCCGCCCCUUCGCAGGCCGGGCCGGGCCCGCCUCCGUCCCCGCCUACUUCGAGCUGCUCCAGCAGCACCUCACGUACGAGGACAUGUCCUUCGGGCCCUACGUCGUCGACGCGGAGGCGUCGCGCGUGUCCGUCAAGGGCAGCGCGAAGUUCACGUGGGCGGAGGGGGCGGGGACGGGCCAGGCGUGGGAGGAGACGUUUGUGUACAUCCUCGACUUUGACCAGGACGCGAAGGUGACGGACUACCAGGUCUGGGCGGACUCGGGCGCGGCGUACCUUGCGCGCACGGGGGCGCUCGCGCAGCUGACCGCGAUCGGGGGCAAGGAUAACGCAGAGGAUAAACCAGCGGACGAUCAGAGCGAUACCAAGACGCUUGUCGAUGCGUGAGUGCCACUGAGUGGGAUGUGACUCGGGGAAAGGAAGGCGGAUGGGCUUCUAUGGACGGUAAACGUGUAUCAGAAGAGUGUAGUCUAUAUGUAUUCCCGAUGUACUGGCCAGGGCUCGGCUUUAACGGAAGUUGUAUGUCCC
Messenger RNA from Trametes versicolor FP-101664 SS1, 707 nucleotides. RefSeq lists its product as uncharacterized. The transcript is spliced from 2 exons. NCBI's taxonomy places the organism in Eukaryota, Fungi, Basidiomycota, Agaricomycetes, Polyporales, Polyporaceae. The record is from RefSeq and is a predicted model, not a curated record. Bases 12 to 566 code for a protein of 184 amino acids.